Myripristis murdjan (pinecone soldierfish) is the source of this 7048-nucleotide messenger RNA. It is a transcript of the gene fbxo38, whose product is annotated as F-box protein 38. Gene Ontology annotation, biological process: SCF-dependent proteasomal ubiquitin-dependent protein catabolic process; protein K48-linked ubiquitination. Gene Ontology annotation, cellular component: cytoplasm; nucleus. The record is from RefSeq and is a predicted model, not a curated record. Gene Ontology annotation, molecular function: protein binding. Lineage: Eukaryota; Metazoa; Chordata; Actinopteri; Holocentriformes; Holocentridae. The transcript has 21 exons. The coding region runs from base 379 to 4011 and encodes 1210 amino acids.
AAGAACCGCUAAACAUUCAGGAAGUCGGAGAAAUCAGGAUCAGGAUCAGUUUGCUUUUUAAGUAGUAGUUGCUGAGGUCAACAAUAUUUUUGGAGAAGGGAGCAGAUAUACGCAGUUUUCCCAGAAGUAUGCUCGCGGCAUUCACCGCGACUACUGAUUUUGAUUGGAAGUUUGGAAGUUUAGCGUUUCUGGACAGCAGAUGAUGGUACCUAUGCGUCGCUGUUGGAUACCGGACUGUUUCUAAAGAGCAUCAUUCACGUCUCUUUAUUGACUGGGCCGUUUGGGUAGAAAAGAGACAGAAUACAGGUCCAUGUAAUUGAGCCUCCAACAAGGCUAAGGGAGGAGGUAUAUAUAACUCUGUCCCUUGACUUGGAAGUGAUGGGUCCGAGGAGGAAGGCCACUAAACUCCAGCCUGUAGGAGGGUGCAGUCGAGGGGAGUUGGCCCUGAGACACAAUGAGCCUAAAGACUAUAUCAACGAGCUUUCCCAUGAAGUCCUCUGCCACAUUUUCAGAUACCUGCCCAUGAAGGACAUCAUGUGUAUGGAGUGUCUUUCCAGAAAGCUCAGAGAGGCUGUCACUUUGUACUUGCGAGUGGUUAAAGUGGUGGAUCUAUGUGCCAGUCGCUGGUGGGAGUACAUGCCUUCAGGUUUCACAGACAGCAGCUUUCUGCUGCUCCUGAGGAAGAUGCCAGAUCUGGAGCAGCUGUAUGGCCUCCACCCUCGAUACCUGGAGAGAAGACGAGUCAGAGGCUAUGAGGCUUUCAGUAUACCUGGAGUACUGGAGGCUCUACAGUCCUGUCCCAAUCUACUGGGUGUGGAAACCUCCCAUUUGGAACUGGUGGAGGCGAUAUGGAACUACAUGCCCCAGGUCCACAUACUGGGAAAGUUCCGCAACCGCAAUGGUGCAUUUCCAAUUCCUGCUGAGAACAAACUGACUAUCCCCAUAACUGCAAAGAUACAGACCCUGCAUCUUGUGGGUGUGAAUGUUCCAGAGAUUCCCUGUGUCUCCAUGCUGCGCCAUCUGUACCUAAAGUGGGUUCGUCUCACCAAACCACAACCAUUUAAAGACUUUUUGUGCGUGAGCCUGAGAACCUUUGUGAUGCGUAACUGUGCUGGGCCCACUAACUCCCUCAAAUAUGUUCCCCUGGUAACGGGUUUGGCAUCAGCCCGUAACCUGGAGCAGCUGGAGCUGGUAAGGGUCCCCUUUCUUGGAGGACUUAUCCAGCAUGUGGUUGAAGACAGUUGGAGAUCAGGAGGGUUUCGGAACCUCCACACCAUUGUCUUUGGAGCUUGUAAGAAUGCCCUAGAAGUGGACCUGGGAUAUCUGAUCAUCACAGCUGCUCGCAGGCUCCACGAGGUGCGUAUUCAGCCUUCACUGACAAAAGAUGGAGUUUUCUCAGCUCUCAAGAUGGCUGAACUGGAGUUCCCACAGUUUGAGACACUUCACUUGGGAUAUGUGGAUGAGUUCCUGCUUCAGUGUAAGAUGAGUCACUCAGAGCUGGUGAAAUAUGGUCUGGCUGAUGUCAUUGAGAACCCAGGCAUCAUUACGGAUAUCGGUAUGAAGGCAGUGAAUGAGGUGUUCACUAAUAUCAAAUACCUGCUGAUCUACAACUGUCCUCAUCUGCAUAACCCUCACCACUGGAUCACAGAUCAGUCUCGAUGGAGCCGUCUUGUUGAUCUGACUCUGGUUCGCUGUCAUGCCAUCAAGCUGGACUCAUUCUCCCAGUUCAUAGAAUUACUGCCCAGUCUGGAAUUUAUCUGUCUGGACCAGAUGUUUAGAGAACCACCCAAGGGCUGUGCCAGAGUGGGUCUCAGUGCAGGAACUGGCAUUGGAGUGUCUUCAGCCCUAGUCAGCAACCAGAACUCUAACAAUGACAAUGACAACAACAACAACCACCACAACAAUAACGGUGCCAACUUACCUCCCCCUCCCCAACCUGUCAACAACAUCAACAACCAAAGACGACAGCAGCAGCAGCAGCAGCCCGAUGAGCCAGCUGAGGUCAAUGGAGUAGAGGAAGAGGAGGAGGAGGUAGUCUUGGAAGAAGAGAACAUGGAGGUUGAACCACAAAUGGAGCUAGAAGGAAGAGAGGAGGUGACAAUGGAAGAGCUUGACAUUGCCUCAGGAGCUAGUCAUCCUACUGAAACACCACCUCCUGAUGAGGAACAGGCAGGUCCGAGUGGUGUAGUCCAGCAUUGUGGGUCAGCGGGCACCAUGGUUGCUAAGCCCCCACUUGUCAUCUCAGACUCAGACAGUGAGGAGGACGAAGGCAUUCUUACAAGGCAAACACCUACUUCCUGUUCUCCGCAGCCAGCUUCUCAUAUAGCAGGAGACAGGGCAAGUCAGACAAUACCCAGCAGCAGUAAAGGAAAGACACCCCUGCGGCGCUGUGGCAAUGUGGCUGUAGCAGUAACAGUAUCAAUGGAUAACACAAAGGCUCAGGACAACAAGACCAAUUGUGAGAAAAGCUGUCAAGUCACCAGUGAACAGAUAAAGGCUGAUAUGAAAGCUGCUACUGAGAGCAGUAGUAAAGGGAUUUCUACUGGGGCAGGGGAGAAUAGUUCAAGGCAGGGAGCUGAGACUGGGAUAAGACAGGGAACUGGGAGUGCUGGGGUUGGGGGAAGGACUGGGAUGAGGCAAAGAAGUGGAUCUGGAAGGGCUGGGGUUGAGAGGGUAGGGGAGGCUAGGGUGGCACAGGGGGCUGGAUAUGGGAGAGUUGUGGCUGGAGCCAUUCACAGAGCAACCACAACCAAUGGUGGAGCAACUGGAACUGGGCUGAACUAUGGGGGUUCAGAAAACCCCUCUGGAGUGAGGCCAGAGGCAGCUGGCACAAGGGAAGUUGGGGCAAGGCAAAGGACUGGGACAAAUGGAGGUGUGGGCUCUAUGGAACCCAGAGGAGCUGUUGGAGACAUUGCUUCCAGGAGAGGAAUACUUUUGGUUGGACAGAAUGAGAGACAACCUGGUCCUCCUGGAUCUCAUUAUGCUAUUGGAUCAAGUUUACAGCAGGGUAGAGGUGUAGAGGAGGGCUUUGUUCCCAGACGACCUUUGACGCGAUCUUGCACCCGUAUGUCCUCUGUGCCCCUGGCUCCUGAAGCAGACCUGUCGAGAGCCAGGCCUCGAGUAUCCAUAAAGAAGAAGCGAAUGGCUGACAAAUCAACCAGCACCUCAGACCCUGUCACUGAGGAUGACCAUGUGCAGGUUUUGUCUCUGAAGAGUAAGAACCUUGUGGGCAUCACACUAACCAACUGUGGAAUCACAGACCUGGUCCUCAAAGACUGCCCUAAGAUGAUGUUUGUUCAUGCCACUAGAUGUAGAGUGUUGAAGCAGCUGCGAGUAGAGUGUGCUCCCAUAGUAAAUAGGUUUGACUAUGCACAGUGUAAGAAGCUGGAUAUGGAGCAAGUCCUUGAUCAGAUACUACGGAUGCCCCCUGAGAGGAACCGCAUUAUCUAUAUGCGCCCCAUGCAUCAGAUUGAUUCUCUAGCUUUGGAGCGUCAGUUGUUCCAGGGUCCCUAUCCGUAUCACAUCGCCAUAGUGCACGAGUUCAGUAACCCUCCGAAUAUACGCAACAAGGUCCGCAUUCGCAGCUGGAUGGACACAAUAGCCAACAUCAGCCAGGAGUUGAUCAAGUAUGAGUUUUUCCCAGAGGCCACUAGGACAGAGGAGGAUGUAAAGAAAUAUCCCAACUACCCCUGGGGCCGGGACAUCUAUACACUGGAGGGAGUAGUGGAUGGAGCCCCCUACAGCAUGAUAACAGACUUCCCAUGGCUGAGGACUUUGAGAACAGCUGACCCUAACAGCUAUGCCCGCUAUGACUUUGAAGAUGACGAGAGCACCACUAUCUACGCCCCACGGCGUAAAGGCCAGCUGUCAGCUGACAUCUGCAUGGAGACAAUAGGAGAAGAGAUCUCAGAGCGCCGCCAGAGUCGAAGAGGAGUGUUUCAGAGAGUGGUGGUUCUCUUUGUCCAUCACUGUGAUACACCAGGAGAACCUGUGGAUGAUGACUACAUCUAGACACCAUGCCUCUCCAAAACAUAUAUAAGCUCUUUUUCUGAAGCCAAGAAACCAAUUGUAGUAAAGAUAAUGUGCAGUCCUCACAGAGUCAGUAUUGCUGCAGCACUGCCUAAGAUCUGAACCGUUCAAAUCUUUGCCUUGGUUUGGAAAAAGAAGACUCAUUUUCAGGGUGUCUUAAGUGAAUUAAUAUUGCAGAACAAGGCUUCACUGCGUUCAUGUGAAGGAAGUGGUUGCAAAAAAGAACACUAGAAGGCAUUGCCAAAGAUAAACAUGGCAAAGGAAGGAAGUUGCCGAACAUAAGCAUGAUUAAACUUCAUUUGGUAGCACUCCUUGAAACCAAAGUCCCAGUGAAACACCUACACUGUUGUCAUCUUGUUAGUUCUGACCAAACUGGGUGUCAUUAUUCGUGGUCAUGAAACUUCAUUGAAGCAUUGUUUUUUCUUUGAAGAAACAAUGCUUAACCUUGUGUUUAGUGAGAGGAUUUUUCAUGAAGUUAACUGUUCUUACUUGAUGCUGAAUUUUCCAUCAUUCCAGCAAAAUCUCAAUGAACAAAUAAACCUCUUAAGCUUAUUAGCUCCAACGCGUCCUAGCACAGGCUUGAUUGAUAAGGCCAUUGUCUUCACAAGUUUCAUAGCUAAUGUCUUCAGUUGCCUUAUUUAUAAUCAGUGACCUUGACAUGAAGAGAAAAUGUGAAAAGAGAAGGAAUGUCACUAUGUGUGUGUCCAUACACCCUGCCCGAUCGCUGUUGCACAUGGGCAACUGCCAACAGAGAUAGGACGGAAGCAGGAUCUUCAGUUACUUCCAUUGUCAACUCCGGAAAAACGACAACAAUGUACUUAACCCAGAAUGUUAUUUAUUAAACGUUUUUUAAGUACAUUUUUCAAAAUCAUGCUGGCGUAAUGAUGAAAUUUCUUGUUUAAAAGAAAAUGUUUAAAAGUAAAAUCUGACUAUAGUGUAGCUGAGUUCUGAAUAAAGGUUUUAGUAUCAAACUGUUCUCUGUGUCUGUCAAUGAAAAACAUUCAGUCUUUAAAGUUAAUAUUUGCUUUCCCUAUUAAUGAUGUGCAGUGUUUUUAUAAUGCUGCCUGUUUCUGAGUUGUUCCUACAGUAGCUUACAACUAGCUGGUUUGACUGGCAUUACAGCUCUUGCUUCAGGAGUUUAUCAGGGGUUUAAACAUGAAAUUUAAUCAGACAGAGCCAGAAUAUUUUAAACGUUAGAAAAGAAAAGACUUAAUGAAUGACAGUGUGAGUUAAACACAUCAAGAAGAAAACAGCUACUGAAUGAGAUCCCCUGCUUCCAUUCCAUCUCUGUAGACAAUUGACAGGUAGUGACGGAGGAACCUGAAGUACUUGUAUGAGCUUUAAUCUGUUCACUGCCACAGUGAGUCUGCUGACUUCUUGAACACACACACACCACAAACUCAAGUGGCCUUAGACUUGUCUGUUUUAUUUGUUCUUUUUUUUUUUUUUUAAUUUCUUUCACCUGUUGAAAGGUGUUUGUGUGUGUUAGUGAUGUACUGCUGCAAUUGUGUUUACCUCAGCAAGUGCUAAAUGUAAGAUGAAGCUAAAGAUGACUGAAUAAUUUUGAAUUCAUUUUCAUUGAUCUCCUUUUCCCACCACUCAAUAAAAAGUCAGUCAUCUUCACAUUUUCCACCGAUUAAAUGAAGACUGAAAGGCAGUGUGGCAGUGAACUAGAUUUAUUGACUAUUCCCUGCCAGUUCAAAAUAUUACUAUGUAUGCUUCUAAUAAUUAGACUUCAUAUCCAUUAGAGGCUGUUGCUGCAGUGUAUUGGCUUUGACUGUGUUGCUUUUUACAAAGUAGACUGUUAUUUUACUGAAGCUGCCCCCCAUGCUGUUGGCAUAAAUAUAGUAGUCAACAAAAUUCCAAGUGACCUCAGCUAUUGUCCUGUUUCCUUUCUGUUCUGUCAUUACUAGCUGCAAAAUCUCCCAUGAUUUGAUCUGUUGGAAUGUUGUGGUGCUCAUGGCCUUUAAAGGAUCAUACCAGCGAUUUUAUGUUUAACAUAAUAUCUACAAAAUGUAUAAAGUUGAGUUCAUUUUCUGCACUGAAUAUAGUCGCCGGGGGAAAUGUUUGCUCUCUAUCAUCUCUAUCUCUUAUCAGCCCUGUGGUUUAUGAGUGGCAGCAACUUUGUUAGCCAGAGAAGCAGAACAUUAUAAAGAGGGCGUUUCAGCCAAAAAUUCAAAUUUGAAAAUCAAGGGAUUUUGAUUAUGUGUUGUAAAAUUUUUAGUAUCCCUGCAUGAUUGUUGUUUCCCGCAAUGUAAAAUGUGGGUAAGUUGUAGAAAAUGGGCCGAACAUUGAAAAUUGCUGGUAUGGUCCUUUAAUCUGUCCUCAGAGACAACAGAAACAGGGAGAGAUGAGACACUUCAACACUUAAAACCUGCUUUUUAAAGCGCCCAAGGUCUAUACUGUCUUAGUGAAGGGUCUUAAAAUCACUUAAGUGAGGAACCUGUGAGUGACAUCAGGGUCAGUGUCAUGAUGGAGCACUGAGCGGUGUGUUGACAUGAACAGGAGGAAACAGUAUCCAAGCUCUCAUAUUGGUCAGGUGGCUUCAGGAGGAUAGCAGACAACUCUCAUACUCGGCUCUCAAGUAGCUAAAGCAGUUUCACUUUUGUCUUGUGUUUGACCCAACUCCAAUUCAGUGCUAAUUUCUUUUUCAUCCCUUGGUCCUUCUGUCCACACAUUUGAUCCUGAUUUGAUCCUGUUUGAUGUGGGUGCUGAAAAAGAAAGGAAGCAGUUUGAUAACUGAUGUCAACAGCAUCACUUUGUUGUUUCGCUUUAGAAGUCAUUUUCGACAGCCACUCAGCCUUGUUUUGAUCAUUCCAUUCUGAAAUUGAUCGUACAGCAUCGGCAGCUAAACUGGCGAUCACGAUGGAUUCUGUCCAUCGGCGAUUGCUGAUUCAAUCGUCAUUCUACCCAAACCUAGUGUGGAUUUUUUUUGCCAAGUGAAUAAAUUAAGUUGCAUUUUCAAAAAAAAAAAAAAAAAAAAAAAAAAUCUGUCACCAUGUGAACAAAUUAUCUCGAC